Talaromyces stipitatus ATCC 10500 is the source of this 378-nucleotide messenger RNA. RefSeq lists its product as uncharacterized. The transcript has 2 exons. The coding region runs from base 1 to 378 and encodes 125 amino acids. The record is from RefSeq and is a predicted model, not a curated record. Lineage: Eukaryota; Fungi; Ascomycota; Eurotiomycetes; Eurotiales; Trichocomaceae.
AUGGGAUAUAGCGAGGCAAAGCUUGUAUGCGAGUACAUGCUUGAUGAAGCUCUUCAUCGGUUCCCGUCUCUCUUCCGCGCCAUGGCCGUGCGUAUCGGGCAAAUCUCCGGAUCGAACACCAGCGGAUACUGGUGUCCUGUCGAGCACCUGGCGGUCAUGCUUAAGUCAUCGCAGACACUGCAUGUACUCCCACAGCUUGAAGGGGGUAAGAUUUCCAGUCUCCUUUCGUUCCUGGACGCUGCGGGCAUGGCUGGCUGCGAAUGUGGUAGUGUUAUUGCCAUAACUACAUACGCUCAGUGUCCUGCUAGUCUGCAGAAGCUAGGAAACACAAUCUGUAAUGGUCACAAGUACCACGAACAAGAUAAUAUUGAGUUGUAG